AGCAAAAACUUGCUUCGGUACCGUAGUAUAAACCAAAACAUCGUAGAAAAUGGCGGAUAGGAGUAACGAAAGCAUUGUAGACAAUGACAAUUUCAAUCCUUUUUCCUUUUCCAAAUUCUUGCAGAGAAAAGAAGAGCACACAGAAGUUAGAGAGAUUAUAGAUCCUAUUGAUCCCUCUUCUGAUGAUCCAGACAGUGAUAUACUGAAUAAAAACCCUUUUUUAAAUAAAAAGUACCAAAAUGCGCCAAAAAACUCUCGCAAGUUGCAGAUUGUUGAUGAUGAUGAGGACACCAAUGUUAAUAACUUGACUACAAAUCCUGUUAAGGAGAGGAAUGACACAGACACAGAUUCAGAUUCAUUCGAAGCAAGAACACCCUCUCCACAAAUGGAUUCCUAUGUUUUACCAGAGUCAAGUAUCGAUCCAUUGCAACAGAAAAUUGACCAGCUUGUUGUGGAGAAAGAAACACUACAAUGUGAGUUAAAGAAAAUUAAAGAAGAAUUCUUAGAAUAUCGACAGACAGCAAACAGAAGAAUAAGUGGCUUACAGAAAGAGUUGGAGAAGGUAAGAAAAAAAGAAGCUGAUGAAACGAAAGCUUUGGAAGAUGUUGUACAUAUUGUUGAAGAAAAUCUACAAGCAACAACGACACGAGCAGCAAAAGCAGAAGCGACUGUAUCUCGUUUGAAGGAAGAACUGCAGUUUUACAAGGAAGGAAGUGUGCCAAAACAACACUACGAAAAACUUGUUACUGAGCAUGCGUACUUGUUGAAUACAAUUCAAGAAAAAUCCAAAAAUGCUGCCUACUUGAUGAGAACAGCUGCGGAGAAGACCGAACCACACGUCAGACAACUUCAAGCAGGUAUCGCGUCAUUGCGAUUCUUGGCAGAGCAGUUUGAAGAUCUUGGAACUAUAGCGGAGUUACCGAAAUCAGAGAAUAUGAAAAAUGAUGUCACAUGACCUAACGUGAAAUCCUAAUUGGUUAAAUUAUUAGGCGAAACUUGACCAUAGUUACGUAACGAUGGCGUAGUAACGAAGGUUGCACUCACGUUACCGUCGUCAACAAUUUUUUACGAGAAGAAUUGCUGAUAUGGUAAAUACAUGUUAGAUUCAGAAUUAACUGUGAUAAGUUUAAGAAAUGGCAUUGGAAAUAAUUUCCAAAUAAAAUGAAAUAUGAUAAAACAAUAUAUAGAUUUUUCUUCACUACCCAUGUAUUAAAUAGACAGAUUUUUAGUUUUUACGAAUUAAUUUUGUUAAUAUAUUUUUAUAUACAUGUUAGUGUUUGAAUUUUGGUCAUAAUUUUAAAUAUUAUUACAUAGUA
Messenger RNA from Hydractinia symbiolongicarpus, 1316 nucleotides. RefSeq lists its product as uncharacterized. Gene Ontology annotation, cellular component: midbody; early endosome; centrosome. Lineage: Eukaryota; Metazoa; Cnidaria; Hydrozoa; Anthoathecata; Hydractiniidae. Gene Ontology annotation, biological process: positive regulation of protein localization to cilium; regulation of cytokinesis; positive regulation of cilium assembly. The record is from RefSeq and is a predicted model, not a curated record. The transcript is spliced from 9 exons. The coding region runs from base 50 to 955 and encodes 301 amino acids.